Messenger RNA from Cercospora beticola, 2550 nucleotides. Its product is annotated as CAF1 family ribonuclease. The record is from RefSeq and is a predicted model, not a curated record. Lineage: Eukaryota; Fungi; Ascomycota; Dothideomycetes; Mycosphaerellales; Mycosphaerellaceae. Gene Ontology annotation, molecular function: RNA binding; poly(A)-specific ribonuclease activity. Gene Ontology annotation, biological process: nuclear-transcribed mRNA poly(A) tail shortening. Gene Ontology annotation, cellular component: cytoplasm.
CCGCUCCGCCAGGUGUUUGCGUUGGUAGCAACACUUUCUCUGACGCGUCGACACUGCCUCUCGCUGAUUGUGCUGGCAGCGAACAGUGUGUGUUUCACAGAGCCGGUGGUCGUCCGCUGUGGCUUCCGCUCUGGCCAGGUUGAGACUGAGUCGUCUCACCUGCAGACCGAGCAGGCAAGUUUGCUACUUCUCUUCUGCUGAUAACGGCGCGUCGCAGCGGGUGGUGAAGGUGCAGACGACACGUUCACUUCGGACAGCACGACGCCCUCCCGCUGCACCUGCCACGGGCUUCGUUUCUGCGCUCUCCAACUUCCUGUUCAAGCUUCUUCGUCCUUUUGCCACUCCCGAACAUGAGCAGCAACUGACUCCGGACAUCACUACACGCAAACAUAUCCACAGCAUGGACGUCGACAAGGUUUCCUUCUACCCGUUGCUGCCGGACAUCCUCACCGACAUCAGCAAAUCCCAUUUCGUUGCCAUUGACCUUGAGCUUUCCGGCGUGCCCACCAAAGCACAAUGGGGCGACGGCAAGCCAACGCUGCAGCAGCGAUAUGCGGAAAUCAAAGACGCUGCGGAGCGAUAUCAGAUUCUGCAAAUCGGCAUCACGUGUGUUGAACAGGACAUUCUCUCCGACAAGUACAUCCUGCGACCCUACAAUUUCGAUCUGUCACCAGUCAUCAACGAAAAGGGCCUUGACGUUGAGCGCAUAUUCUCGUUUCAGUCCGGUGCAGCUGAGUUCCUGCUCUCAGUAGGUUUCGACAUGAACCGGCCAUUCGCGCGUGGGGUGCCAUAUCUGUCACGGGCGGAAGCGAAGGACGCUCGGGCGAAGUAUGCCAAGAGACAGGACAAGAGUGCAGUGGCGGACAUCCAGAUCAAGCCGACGGAAGUCGAGGCACUUGCUUUCAUGGAUCGCAUCCGAGGCGAGAUUGAGGCCUGGAAAAAGUCGAGAAAUAUGAACACGCCCGAGUACCUGAUGAUUCUGCCAGCCAGCACCCAGUUCCUUAAGGAGGGCGAGGUUCCCGCUGAGCUGACUCGGUUCGAGAAGAGAUUGGUCCAUCAGCUAGUACGUGCAGAGUAUCCGGAAUUUGUGACCAUCAGCAAGCGCGGCGCCAUUCAAAUCGUGCACUUUAACAAAGAGCGCGAGGACAGACUGGCCGCGGAUCGUGAGCGACGAGUUGAAGAGCAGAUCAACAGGCAGAAGGGUUUCCGUUGGAUAAUUGAGGCCUUGCACGGAGGUAACAUAUCGGGUCUUGAUCUCAAAGAAUCCGCCAAAGACGCCAUCACAGGCGAGGACAUCUUCGUCGACUUGAACGAGUACAAAGCGCAAUUCCAUCGUGCCCAGGCCUUGAUGCGUGGCAAUCCGCGAGUCUUGGUAGGUCAUAAUUGCUUUCUGGAUCUUGUCUACAUCUACAGGACGUUCGUUGGCGAUCUUCCGGACACGGUGGAGGACUUUCAGAAGAAGUUACACAAGCUCUUUCCUGCCAUUGUGGAUACGAAAUACAUGUGCACGCACAAUUGCGGUGACAUCAGUCCAGCUUCCUCACUGGAGCAGAUCGCUGAGCAGCUCAGUCCGCUUGAGACGCCGGUGGUUGAGACUGAUCCACAGCAUGGGAAGUACAACAACGUGCAGGCAUUUCACGAAGCCGGCUACGACAGCUACCUCACAGCUCAGGUGGCAGUGAGGCUUUCUGCCAAGCUUGAGCGAGAGGGCGCGUACGUCGAGGUCGAUAGACGGGCGUCUUCGGUGCAAAACGGCGUUGCGAAGAUCGAUCUGGGAGCCGAUGAACAAAACGAUGUGACUGACAGCACCAAUGGUCAAAGCAAUGGACUCAACGCAGAAGCUGUGGGUUUCACACCUUCGGUGGCAGGCGCCAAGUGGAAGAGACGUGGCGACGAGAGUAUCGGGCCUGCUGCAAAGGAUGAUCCGUUUUACAAAGACCCCAGCAAGCUGAAGUUUCACAUGCAGACGGAAAACGUUACCAUCCCAGACGGCAUGCCGAAGUUUGGCAGCGACUUCUGGCGAGUCUAUGGAAACAAGUUACGUGUCUUCGGUACGCAGGAAGCAGUCUGCAGCCUUGAUGACAGCGAGGACAAGUCAGGCCUCGAGAGCUCUGAUGAUGCUGGGGGUGUGGAUCUCUAGGCGCUGUCGUGGCCCCCGUUGAUCGAGCCCAACAAAUCGCCGUUGCCAUCAUCCUGUCCUCCAUGGAAGGGCAAGGUCUGGACCGGCAGUAGGGAUACAUGGUGCGCCAAGACUCCCAUUGUCUCUUGGUUGCGUUUCAUGCUAACUACCGGACAGGAGAAGGAUUCACAGCGAUGAAGCCGAAGCGGAAGGAGUGCUCUUCUUGCGGCGUGCAUUCCGUCAUCAUCUGUGCGUUACCAACAGCAAGGCUCAUACGUAGGUGCGAGCUAUCCUAGAGCUUGCUUUCACUCUGUAGUCUCAUCUCCCCUAUGACGAUGACACUUGAAACCUUUUCUGCUAUAGCCAUACAGGUGUGGCAGCUCCCACGACCUUUCCAUCUUCAGUUUUGCCCAGGUUGACCUUUGCCACCU